This is a messenger RNA of Colletotrichum orchidophilum, 315 nucleotides long. RefSeq lists its product as uncharacterized. Bases 1 to 315 code for a protein of 104 amino acids. The transcript has 2 exons. The record is from RefSeq and is a predicted model, not a curated record. NCBI's taxonomy places the organism in Eukaryota, Fungi, Ascomycota, Sordariomycetes, Glomerellales, Glomerellaceae.
AUGUCUUCUCCUGGGCCCAGUCCUGAUCACGGGGGGGAAUACACCCGUUCUCAUGCCAAACCUCUUGAUGAUUACAUACCUCGACAAUCCCAACUGGCCAGUUUUCAGCAGGAACGCUCCCAAGACGGCAACAUUCUCGUGCCUCUCUCCUAUGACUCCCGGGGCUUAAAGUCUGCCAUCGAUCACCACAAAAGUCGUGCUACUCGAGCCAUCAAAACGUUCCAGCAGAACUUUACAAGGCAAACGUCAGAAUAUUCAGGAAAUGUAACAACCAACAAGUCUAGUUCUACUGGAGUAAACGAUAAGAGCAAUUGA